This is a messenger RNA of Haemorhous mexicanus (house finch), 5037 nucleotides long. RefSeq names its product cyclic AMP-dependent transcription factor ATF-7. The coding region runs from base 134 to 1702 and encodes 522 amino acids. Lineage: Eukaryota; Metazoa; Chordata; Aves; Passeriformes; Fringillidae. The record is from RefSeq and is a predicted model, not a curated record. The transcript has 12 exons. Gene Ontology annotation, biological process: regulation of transcription by RNA polymerase II. Gene Ontology annotation, molecular function: cAMP response element binding; DNA-binding transcription factor activity, RNA polymerase II-specific.
CAUUGGCCGCCGCGCCGUUACCUCCCCGCUGGUCUCGCGAGAGCCUGGCGCGCGGGGCGGGGGGGGCGCGGGAGCCCCAGCGCGAGCGGCGCCAGCGUGAGGACCCGGCCCGGCUCCCUCAGGCUGCUGCAGGAUGGGUGACGACAGGCCCUUCGUGUGCAGCGCGCCGGGCUGCGGACAGAGGUUCACAAACGAGGACCACCUGGCGGUUCAUAAACACAAGCACGAGAUGACAUUGAAAUUCGGCCCCGCUCGCACCGACUCCGUCAUCAUCGCAGAUCAGACCCCGACCCCGACGCGGUUCCUGAAGAACUGUGAGGAGGUGGGACUCUUCAACGAGCUGGCCAGCUCCUUUGAGCACGAGUUCAAGAAAGCUGCUGAGGAGGAUGAGAAAAAGAGCUCGGGGGCCCUGGACAUGUCCCUGCCCUCCACCCCGGAGGUCAAGAUCAAGGAGGAGGAGCCGCUGGAGGUGGACUCGUCCCCGCCGGACAGCCCCCCCUCCCGGCCCCGCUCGCCCCCGCGCCACGACAAGGAGGGCCCCUCCAAGCCCGUGAUCCUCUCCACGCCCACGCCCACCAUCGUGCGGCCGGGCUCGCUGCCGCUGCACCUGGGCUACGACCCCCUGCACCCCACGCUGCCGUCCCCCACCUCCGUCAUCACCCAGGCCCCCCCCUCCAACAGACAGCUGGGGUCUCCCAGCAGCUCCCUCCCGCUCGUCGUGCAGCUCGCCAACGGCCAGACCAUGCCCGUGCUGCCCGGGGCCCCCGUGCAGAUGCCUUCUGUCAUUUCGCUGGCCCGGCCCGUGGCCAUGGUGCCCAACAUCCCUGGCAUUCCCGGGCCCCCCAUCAACAGCAGCGGGUCCCUCUCACCCUCAGGACUCCCGGUGCACUCUGAAGCCAAAAUGAGGCUGAAGGCCAGCCUGGCAGCAUCAUCCUCGCUGAACGGCAGCAGCCUGGCGGUGGGCUCGGCCAGCACCAUGGUGACCGCGCGGCCGGAGCAGAGCCAGGUCCUGGGCCAGCACCCUGACGCCCCCUCCCCAGCCCAGCCACAGGUGUCCCCUGCCCAGCCCACGCCCAGCACGGGCGGGCGGCGGCGGCGGGCGGCGGACGAGGACCCCGACGAGCGGCGGCAGCGCUUCCUGGAGCGGAACCGCGCGGCCGCCUCGCGCUGCCGCCAGAAGCGCAAGCUCUGGGUGUCCUCCCUGGAGAAGAAAGCCGAGGAGCUCACCAGCCAGAACAUCCAGCUGAGCGUGAAACGAGGUGACGCUGCUCAGGAACGAGGUGGCUCAGCUGAAGCAGCUGCUGCUGGCCCACAAGGACUGUCCUGUCACAGCCCUGCAGAAGAAGAGCCAGGGCUACCUGGAGAGCCCCAAGGAGAGCUCGGAGCCCUCGGGCUCGCCCGCGCCCGUCAUCCAGCACAGCUCGGCCUCGGCCGCGCCCAACGGGCUCAGCGCCGCUCGCUCGGCCGCCGAGGCCGUGGCCACCUCGGUGCUGGCCCAGAUGGCCGGGCAAAGGACAGAGCUGGCCGUGCCCCCGGCCUCGCAUGUCAUCAUGGCACCACAGUCGCAGUCUGCCGGCAGAUGAUGGCCCCGGGCCGGGAGCGCCCGCACGGACUGAGCGCCGCCCGCAGCGAGCGCGGGCGCCGGGACCUUCCCUCCCUUUCCUUGCUGGGCUUUGGUUCUCCUGGCUCUGUGCUGGUCUGAGAGGAGGGCGGGACCCGGGGCUCCCGCGGCUGACACUACAUCGGGACAGCCCCAGGCGCUGGCCCUGUCCCCGGGCAGGGGCUGUGACACUCCCUGCUGUCCCCGUGCUGCAGGGGGCUGUGACACUCCUUGCUGUCCCCAGGCAGGGGCUGUGACACUCCUUGCUGUCCCCGUGCUGCAGGGGGCUGUUACACUCCUUGCUGUCCGCGGGCAGGGGCUGUGACACUCCCUGCUGUCCCCGUGCUGUCCCCAUGCUGCAGGGGGCUGUGACACUCCCUACUGUCCCCGGGCAGGGGCUGUGACACUCCUUGCUGUCCCCGGGCAGGGGCUGUGACACUCCUUGCUGUCCCCGUGCUGUCCCCAUGCUGCAGGGGGCUGUGACACUCCUUGCUGUCCCCGGGCAGGGGCUGUGACACUCCCUGCUGUCCCCAUGCUGCACAGGGACAGACCCUCCGUGCUGUCCCCGUGCUGUCCCUGGCUGUCCCCGCUCCCCAAGUCAUUGCACCUUCACCAGGAGCCUCCCGGAGCUCUGAGCUCUGGCAUCGAGGGCUCCUCCCAGCCCCAGCCCCAGCCCCAGCCCCAGCCGUGGAUUUUGGGAAGCAGGACUGCUCUGCGUUUGUGCCCCAGCAGCUGGGACAAGGGGACAGCGUGGGGCUGGGGACAGACGGGUCCCCAGGAGCUCAGGGGCUGCUCCGGGCCGGGUGCUGGCACAGGGACGGCCUGGCCGGGGCCGCUCCCGCAUUCCCAGGAAAUGGGAGUGGGACAAGGGAGGGCCCAGCUGGCAGUGACAACAGCUGGGCAAACCCAGCCCACCCUCCCGGAGCAGCUCCCGGACCUCGAUGACCUCAGUAAUGGUGGCCUUAAAUCACGGGAUUGGUGCCUGCUCCGAGGGAGGGAGCCGGGAGCAGGGUCGGGGUUUGGUGACCUGGAGCAGGCCAAGGAUUCACUCCUGACCCUGGGCAGGGUCGGAUCCCACCCUCCACGGAGAGGGGCUGGGGUCGGGUCCCUUGUCCUGCCAGGUGGACCCUGGGCUCUGUCCCGUGUGCCCCUGCGUGGCUCCAGAGCUUCCCUGGGUGGCACAGCCGGAGCCGGGAAUGGGGAACAGGGAAUGGGGAAUGGGGAAGGGAAUGGGAAUGGGAAUGGGAAUGGGAAGGGCUGCUGCUUGGUUUUGGGAAGUGGAAGAAAUCUCGUCCCGGUCCGUGGACCUGCUCCAGCCCCUGGAAUUCCUGCCCCUCCUGGGUCCCUCCUCAGCCAAGCCCCCCCUCAGGUCGCACUCGCCACUUUGGAGCCAGGUUGGUUUGUCCAGGUGAUUUUGGUUGGUUCCUCCACGCUUGGGGGGUUCCCAGGGACAGCGAAACCCAAAGCCAAGGCUGAGCAGGAGACUGGGAUCAGCACCGACGGGAAGAUCCUGGGGUUUGGGGUUUGGGGUUUGGGGUUUCCCCAGCCGUGGAAUCCGGCUUCUCCCCCUCGCUCUUGUGCAGCUCAUCCUCAGCUGGAUCAGGAUCGGGGUCAGGCUGGGUUUGUGUUGCUGCUCCCCUUCUUCCUCCUGCUCAUCCCAGCCCCUCUCCGUGCUCCAGCCUUGGGAUCUCUUGUCGGGGUCCCACACAUCCCCCAAACCCCUUUUCCCCCCUUAAAGCUGUUCCCAAAGCCCAGUCCCGAGUCCCGGCUGUUUCCAGCGCUCCCUGUCCCCACCUGGAUGUUCCUGCGGCAGGGCGUGGCCAGGGGGGCCCAGGUGAGGCCAGGGAGGGCUCGGAGCCGUUUUGGGGGAUCCUUGGGGGGUUUGCAGGGGGUGCAGGAUCCUCCCGUGCUGUGGGGGAGCCGAGGUGUCCCUCCAGGGAAUAUCGGGGGAGGGGGAGUUGGGCUCUGGGCUGGUCCCAGCGCUGGUUCCCCGUUUGCUGUGGGGGCCUCGCUGGCAGAACUGGAAUGAGCAAAGGCCGGAAAAUCCAGGACGGAGUUUGGAUCGAAGGCAGCAGCUUCCCCAGCCCCUCGUUUUACCCUCGGGGCACUGAGAGUGGCCGGAUUGUGUCUGAUGGGCUUGUCCUGCCUCGCUGCUCUUCCCGGGAAUCCUCCUGGCCCCCUCGGGAUGGGGGUGCAGGAGCAGCUUUCUCCCCGUCCCUCCAUGCCCCGAAGCUCCCCAUUCCCACAUCCCCCAUCGCCAGUGCCUUGAAAAUUCUGCAAAUCCCCAAAAAGACCAGGGGGAAGCUCCGGAGGUGGUCAGGGACAAGCAGGGAACGAGCUGAACCCGGGUUCGGCUCCACCUGGGUCACUCACAGGGUUGGAGCUUCCCGUGCCCAUUCCACGCGUGUUUUACCCCAAAAGCAGCCGCUCCUCACUUCGUGACCAGUUUUGGGGCAACCCCCCCCCCGAUUCUGCUCCCUCCGUGCUGAUUCCUCCCGCUUGGCCGGGGGUGGCAGCCCCUGGCCCCGCUCGGCAGCGCCGGGCGCCUGCACUUUGCUCUGCCAGCCCCGGGAAUCCCGGGGGGCCGAGCCUUCCUCCUGUCCCCGCUCCUGUCCCCGCUCCUGUCCCCUCCUGGGUCCCCUCCCUGCCGGGACCUGCGGCCCGGGGGACCCCGGGGGCUCCUCGCGGCUCCGUAGGGCUCCGGUAGGGCUCCGGUAGGGCCGGGCUGGGGGAGCCCGGGCAGCGGGACUGGCUGCGGGGAUUUGGGGUUCGUGGAUUUUAUCGGAAUUCUGGAAUAGGAACGAAUGGCUGCAGACCCCGGGAACCCCACGGCGAGGGAGCUGCGGCUCCCUCCCUCCUCUUCGUCCCUCUUCAGCCUCCAAAUCCCCGCGCAUCGGGCGGGGUGGGAAGAGCUGGAGCCCCUUCCCCCCCCCCACUGGUGUUUGGUCCGGGAUUCUUGGCCCAGGUGGGAAUUGUGACAUUUUGGGGCUCCUGGACCCGUUCCUGCUCUGUUCGCCCCGGGGGGGCCCCAAAACGAGCCCGGGAGGUGCCGAAGGGACACGGGAGGAGGGUCCUGGGCGUGCCCCCCACCCCCCAGCUGCUUUGUGCCACGAGCUUUGACGAUCAAUAAUGGAAGAAGCCAAAAAGGUCCCCCGAGUACCUGUGUAGUAUCUUAUCAGUCCAUAUCGACGCGUAUACGCACCCAUGUAUCGUAGAUCGGCCGCCGCGGGUCUGACCCGACCCCCGCAGCCCCCGAGGGACCCCCGCCCCACCCGGGCUCCUGUGAGCGGGUCCUCACAGCCCCCGCGGGGGCUCGGGGCCGCGGGGGGACCCGGGGGACACGUCCCAGCCUCCCCCAGCCCUCGGCCGUGUCAUACCAAACAUGUAACGUGCCUUUUAUUUAUGCUGCAAAUAUAACAUUAAAAUAUUACCCAGGA